AUGUUCAAGUACUUUUCUCUCAUUCUUUCGGUCAUUGUAUCCAUGCAAACGGUACAAGCCUUCUCAACUGGCCAAGUUCAAGUUGGUGAUCAUGGCUAUAAAAAGGUAGAUGAAGGUGCAGUGGCUCACUGCGGCACAAAUACCGCGCAACAAUGCAUUAAAUUCGAAAGUCCUAUGGAUGGUAUUAAUAUCACAAGUGUCGGUAACUUGGAUGUCUCAUGCACUCCUUCUGGUGAUUGCGUAUUCCCGUUCAAGUUCAACAAACAACAUGCCAAUAUGACUAUCACCUGUUUGGAUCAACAAGGCAAAAGUUCGGGUAUUCCAGGCGAAAUACUAGCCAGAUUCGGUAAAGUCAAUGUUCCCCACGGAGGUACCAAGUAUGCUAGCUAUGCCCUUAUCGGCGAAGGCAUUACCGCCAAGUGGGAGAGUGAAGAGGACUAUACUCUUCAGGCUGCAUUGGCCCUUGAUCAUUAUCCUAAAAAGAAAGCUGAAACUUUAUACGUCAAAUGUACAUGA
Molecule: messenger RNA, 516 nt
Organism: Meira miltonrushii
Lineage: Eukaryota; Fungi; Basidiomycota; Exobasidiomycetes; Exobasidiales; Brachybasidiaceae
Exons: 2
Coding region: 1-516 (171 amino acids)
Source: RefSeq, a predicted model, not a curated record